Plasmodium malariae is the source of this 3714-nucleotide messenger RNA. It is a transcript of the gene Cdc48, whose product is annotated as AAA family ATPase, CDC48 subfamily, putative. The coding region runs from base 1 to 3714 and encodes 1237 amino acids. NCBI's taxonomy places the organism in Eukaryota, Apicomplexa, Aconoidasida, Haemosporida, Plasmodiidae. Gene Ontology annotation, molecular function: ATP hydrolysis activity; polyubiquitin modification-dependent protein binding; ATP binding. Gene Ontology annotation, biological process: retrograde protein transport, ER to cytosol; autophagosome maturation; mitotic spindle disassembly. The transcript has a single exon. Gene Ontology annotation, cellular component: nucleus; VCP-NPL4-UFD1 AAA ATPase complex; cytosol. The record is from RefSeq and is a predicted model, not a curated record.
AUGGUAGUCCGAAAAAUAAGUCAUCCCUUCUUUUUUUUCAGGGAAUAUAUACCAUGCUACUACUAUACAUUAAUACUCCUUAUUUUUGUUGUACAGUGUUCACUCGAAAUAUCAUUAAAAAGAAGCAAUCAUGUUUUAAUUGAAAAGAAUAAUUACUGGUAUACGAAUAACAAAAAUAGUUCGUUUCUUUGUAAAGGUAGAUCAGGUCAAACACUUUUAAGACCAAGAAGAAACAGAAACACGUUAGCAUCAAUCGGUUCAUCGAUUAGUAAAAGUUUAGCUAAUGAAAAGAGAAACAAAGUUGAUGCAGAUAAGAAGUUUGUUCCAGGAAGCAGUGCUUUCAAUGGUAGCAAGGACUUUAACAAUGCUAAUGGAAACCAUAGCAACCAUAGCGAUAAGCCGUAUAACUCCAAUAAUGAAAAGUCGCGUGGAAACAAUAUUGCGUAUUGUGAGAAAAGAGGAGGUAUUUCUGAAGAGGAAAACCAAGGAGCUAAACUUAUUUCGAAAGAGAGGAUGAGGAAUACCCUCCGAUCUGGACAUUCAAGCGAAGUUUCUUCUGAUGUGAAAUGCAUGAAUGUGCGUAGCUGCAAUGCAGAUUCGAAACGUGGAGUAAGUGCUAACGAUAUUAGCAAUGCUAGCAAUGUCGACCGUAGUUAUCAUGGUAGCCGUGACGACAAUCGUGUUGGGAGAAAGGGAGUUGUCUGGAGCAACAUCCUCAAUACUCUUAUAGGUAAAUUUUGGACCCCUCAAGAAAAAAAAAAAAAUUUUUUGAAGAGCGAUAAGACUAAAGAGAUACACACUGGAAAGGACAUCGAAGUUAUGCAAGACAGAAAAGGUAAUAAUCAUAAUGAUAACUAUAGUGAUAACUGUAGUGAUAACUAUAGUGAUAAUUGUAGUGAUAACUGUAGUGAUAACCAUAGUGAUAACUGUAGUGAUAACCAUAGUGAUAACCAUAGUGAUAACCAUAAUGAUGCUGAUAAUGGAAAUGACUGGGGAAAGAAGUGGGAUAGAAAUGGCGAAGGGGAGAGUCAAAACGAGAGAAGAAAAGAGAAGGAAAAUAAAAACAAUGAAAGUGAUAAGGAAACGAAUUUCCUGUUGAAAGCAUUAGAUAGUGGUAAAUUUCCAUCGUACUGCCUUGUUGGAAAUAUAGAUGAGAAUGCGGAUAAUUUUGAAAUAUAUAUGAGUAAAGAAAAAAUGGAUGAAUUAAAUAUAAGUGAUGGAUUUACAGUAUUAUUAAAAGGAAAGAAAAAGAAAGAGAUGUUAGGAAUAGCUAAAGUAGACAAAAAUUUAAAAAAACAUUAUGUUGUAAUAUCUUUUGCAAUGAAAAAGAAUUUAAGACUAAUGCAUAAUGAUAUAAUAAAAAUACAUCCAUUUUUGAAUGUAAAGAAAAUAAGAAAUGUUGUUAUAAGUCCAUUCAGUGAUACUGUAGGAAAUUUGAAUAAAAGUGAGAUACAGAAAGAUGUUCUUAAUGCUUAUUUAAAAAAUAGUUACAAGCCAUUGAAUGUAAAUUCAAAUAUAUAUAUUAAUUAUAAAAAUAAAAAAAUAGAAUUUAAGAUACUAAAAAUUAUAACAGAAGAGAGUGAUAAUAAUAAUGAGGUAUAUGGAUGUAUGAGUGAAAACUCGGAAAUUACUUUAUCAGAGGAAUAUUUAAAUAGAGAAGACUAUGAAGAACAUAAUGAUGAUAUUACAUAUGAAGAUUUAGGUGGUAUGAAGAAACAAUUAAAUAAAAUUAGAGAAUUAAUAGAACUACCUUUAAAAUACCCAGAAAUUUUUAUGAGUAUUGGUAUAUCAGCACCAAAGGGGGUACUAAUGCAUGGAAUACCAGGUACAGGAAAAACAUCCAUUGCUAAGGCUAUUGCUAAUGAAAGUAAUGCAUACUGUUAUAUUAUAAAUGGUCCAGAGAUAAUGUCUAAACAUAUUGGGGAGUCAGAACAAAAAUUAAGAAAAAUUUUUAAAAAAGCUAGCGAAAAAACACCAUGUAUUAUCUUUAUUGAUGAAAUUGAUUCCAUUGCUAAUAAAAGAAGUAAAAGUAACAUUGAAUUAGAAAAAAGAGUUGUAUCCCAGUUACUAACUCUUAUGGAUGGAUUAAAAAAAAAUAAUAAUGUUCUAGUUCUUGCUGCUACUAAUAGACCUAAUGCUAUUGAUCCUGCUUUAAGACGAUUUGGAAGAUUUGAUAGAGAAAUUGAAAUUCCAGUUCCAGAUGAACAAGGAAGAUACGAAAUUUUAUUAACUAAAACUAAAAAGAUGAAACUAGACCCUGAUGUAAAUUUAAGAAAAAUUGCAAAAGAAUGCCAUGGAUAUGUCGGUGCAGAUCUUGCUCAACUAUGUUUCGAAGCAGCCAUCCAGUGUAUAAAGGAGCAUGUACAUUUCCUAGAUUUAGAUGAAGAAGAUUUUAUUGAAUUUAUGAAAAUAAGUAUUGAUCCUAAAAAAGCUGGAGAUGAAGAGGCUUCUAAUAUCUCAUCAGAUGCCUCACAACAUAAAGAAGGUUCGAACAAUCAAUUAAAAAAUUUUUUUAGAUUCUAUGGAAAAGGUAGAGGGAAGUUAGAUCUGAAGGAUGGGAAGGAUAGAAGCGACAGCACUAGUGGAAGAAGCGAUAACGUGGGGAGUAGAAGCGAUAACGUGGGGAGUAGAAGCGGUAACGUGGGGAGUAGAAGCGAUAACUUGAGCGGAGUAGCUGAUCGUGUUGGCGGUGAAAAACUGGACAGACGGACGAAGAAGAUUCCGUCAUAUAUCUUAAACAAACUGACCAUCAAAGCAAAGCAUUUCCAGCAUGCUCUAAACAUAUGUAACCCAAGCUCGUUAAGAGAAAGACAAGUACAAAUACCAACAGUUACAUGGAAUGACAUUGGAGGUAUGCAUGAAGUCAAAGAACAACUAAAGGAAACUAUUUUAUACCCUUUAGAAUACAAACACUUAUAUAAUAAAUUUAAUUCAAAUUAUAAUAAAGGAAUAUUAUUGUAUGGCCCUCCUGGGUGUGGUAAGACACUAUUAGCUAAGGCCAUUGCAAAUGAAUGUAAUGCUAAUUUUAUAUCUGUAAAAGGACCAGAAUUAUUAACUAUGUGGUUUGGUGAGUCUGAAGCGAAUGUAAGAGAUUUAUUUGAUAAAGCUCGUGCAGCAUCACCUUGCAUUAUUUUUUUUGAUGAAAUAGAUUCAUUAGCAAAAGAAAGGAAUAGUAAUAAUAAUAAUGAUGCAAGUGAUAGAGUAAUUAAUCAAAUACUGACCGAAAUUGACGGUAUAAAUGAAAAGAAAACAAUAUUUAUUAUUGCAGCUACAAAUCGACCUGAUAUUUUAGAUAGAGCAUUAACAAGACCAGGGAGAUUAGACAAGUUGAUAUAUAUAUCCUUACCAGAUUUUAGAAGUAGAUGUAGUAUAUUCAAAGCCAUUCUUAAAAACACACCUUUAAAUAAAGAUGUAGACAUACAGGAUAUGGCAAAAAGAACGGAAGGAUUUUCAGGUGCGGAUAUUACAAACUUAUGUCAGAGCGCAGUCAAUGAAGCUAUUAAAGAAACUAUUCAUUUACUUAAUAUUAGAAAAAAAGAACAAAAAAAAAAAACCAACCAUAUAGAAGUGGAUCCUGCAUAUGAUCCGGUGCCUACGCUUUCGAAAAAGCAUUUCGAUUUGGCUUUUAAAAAUGCGCGAAUAUCUAUUCAACCUGAGGAUGUGUUAAAGUAUGAGAAGUUUAAGGAGAAGCUUUCUUUGCAAAAUUUUUCGUAG